AAGCACUCCAAAUGGCCAAAUAUCAAGGCGCCAAAACCAGGGACCUGAUCCAAUCCCAUUUUGUUAGCUGGGCAGGCAGGCAGGCAGAGAUAAGAAAACUGAGUGAGGUAGUGAGCCGAGACUGAGCUGAAAGAGAGUCACUCACUCAGCAGCUACAUCAUUUUAACCAUGGCCACGGCAGUCGCCAACUGCUGCUUCUCUGUUCUCACCUCCACCGUUAAAUUCCGUUGCUGUGUUUCUUCCCAACGAUAUCUCGCCACGUCGCAUCAUUCCAUUGCUUCGGUCACUUGUAAAGCCGUCGUCAAUCACAAGAGACGCCCUUCUUCUAAUCGAGAUAGAGAACUUAAGGAAGGUGUUUCACAGAAGAAAUCUUCGAGGAAAUCGAAGGACGAGAGGUCCUAUAUACUCGAUGAUGAUGAUGGAAUCAGGGGUAAAAGGAAAGCAGGCAGAUCCCAAUCAGCGGCUUUUAAGUCAUUCGGAGGGCAAAGAAAAGAUAAGAAUGAGUCUAAGUUUGAUAUGAAGGAACAACAGGUUGAGCCACAGAAUCUUAAAGAUGCAGCUUUUUUAGAUGCAGUUGUCAAGGUCUACUGCACCCAUACUGAGCCUGAUUAUUCCCUUCCCUGGCAAAAGCAAAGGCAAUACACAAGCACAGGAAGUGCUUUUAUGAUCGGCAAUGGAAAGCUUUUGACAAAUGCUCAUUGUGUUGAACAUUAUACACAGGUCAAAGUGAAGAGAAGGGGAGAUGAUACCAAAUAUGUGGCUAAGGUACUGGCCAGAGGAGUUGAUUGCGAUAUAGCUUUGCUUUCAGUAGAAAGUGAGGAAUUCUGGGAAGGAGCAGAACCACUCGAGUUUGGAUGCUUACCACGUCUUCAGGAUGCAGUAACAGUUGUAGGAUAUCCCCUUGGUGGAGACACCAUUUCAGUGACAAAGGGGGUUGUGUCUCGUAUAGAGGUUACAUCUUAUGCGCAUGGAUCAUCUGAUUUGUUGGGCAUUCAAAUUGAUGCAGCAAUAAAUCCUGGUAACAGUGGUGGUCCUGCAUUCAGUGACCAGGGGGAGUGCAUUGGAGUAGCAUUUCAGGUAUACAGAUCUGAAGAGGUCGAGAAUAUUGGAUAUGUGAUUCCAACAACAGUUGUAUCUCAUUUUCUAAAUGACUAUGAGAGAACUGGGAGAUACACUGGCUUUCCUUCCCUUGGUGUGUUGCUGCAAAAGUUGGAGAAUCCAGCAUUACGUGCAUGGUUAAAAGUAAAUUCUAAUGAGGGUGUGUUGGUACGAAGAGUUGAACCAAUCUCUGAUGCUAAUAGAGUCUUAAAGGAGGGGGACGUGAUUGUGAGCUUUGAUGAUGUUAAUGUAGGAUGUGAAGGAACAGUGCCAUUUCGAUCAAAUGAGCGCAUUGCAUUCCGUUAUCUUAUUAGUCAAAAAUUCACAGGUGAUGUAGCAGAGCUUGGCAUAAUUAGAGCUGGUUCAUUCAUGAAAGUUAAAGUAGUUCUUAAUCCAAGAGUGAAUUUGGUUCCAUAUCAUGUUGAUGGAGGUCAGCCUUCGUAUUUAAUAAUUGCUGGUUUGGUGUUUACCCCACUUUCAGAACCACUGAUGGAGGAGAAAUGUGAAGACUCUAUAGGGUUGAAACUGCUAGCAAAGUCACGUUAUUCUCUGGCAAGGUUCAAAGGGGAGCAAAUUGUUAUCGUAUCACAGGUCUUGGCAAAUGAAGUCAACUUUGGAUAUGAGGAAAUGAGCAAUCAACAGGUUUUGAAGUUCAAUGGAACUCGAAUAAAAAACAUCCAUCACCUAGCACACCUUGUUGAUUCAUGCAAGAACAAAUAUUUAGUUUUCGAGUUUGAAGACAAUUACCUUGUUGUGCUGGAGAGAGAAGCAGCGAGUGCUUCUUCAUUCUACAUUCUCAAAGAUUAUGGAAUCCCAUCUGAACGAUCUUCUGAUCUAUCUGAGCCAUAUGUGGAUUCAUUGGAAGACAACCAAGCUGCAGUUCAGGAUUUUGGCAACAGCCCAAUUUCAAAUCUGGAAAUUGGCUUUGAUGGACUUCUCUGGGCAUGAUACCAAAUUGGGAGGUCAAUCUGAGUUGAGCUCUAUCACGGCACUCAAUAGUUGGGAAGGAUGGUUAUAACCUCAAAAGACACCAAACUGAUAAAUGCCAUGCUUCUGCUCAUUUUUCAAGGUCAUUACACGAGCUCAUUUUCUGGUGCAAUCACAUGAUCAUGGUCUUCCGUUCUUUCCAUUCAAUUAUCCUUUCAUUCUGUUUGGUUGGCUGGGCAUUCCCAGAUAGAUAGAUUUUAACCAAUUUGCAUGUUUAGACAUCAAUUAGGCAAAAGCCUAAUUACUGAAGGGCUCAUUUUUCUUGUCAGCCUUGAAAUUAUUUGAUGUAACGAUUAGAAAAAAUGUGUAAUUAAAUUAUUUAUUGUUACAUUUGACGCGGCAUAUAAUACAUCCAGUUUGCUACCGGGAAGAUAA
Molecule: messenger RNA, 2460 nt
Organism: Populus nigra (black poplar)
Lineage: Eukaryota; Viridiplantae; Streptophyta; Magnoliopsida; Malpighiales; Salicaceae
Product: protease Do-like 2, chloroplastic
Exons: 21
Coding region: 169-2046 (625 amino acids)
Biological process (GO): proteolysis
Molecular function (GO): protein binding; serine-type endopeptidase activity
Source: RefSeq, a predicted model, not a curated record